GAGAAGCGCGUCACCACCGGCUGACUGUUCGGCGCCCGAGAGAAGCGCGUCACCACCGGCUGACUGUUCGGCGCCCGAGAGAAGCGCGUCACCACCGGCUGACUGUUCGGCGCCCGAGAGAAGCGCGUCACCACCGGCUGACUGUUCGGCGCCCGAGAGAAGCGCGUCACCACCGGCUGACUGUUCGGCGCCCGAGAGAAGCGCGUCACCACCGGCUGACUGUUCGGCGCCCGAGAGAAGCGCGUCACCACCGGCUGACUGUUCGGCGCCCGAGAGAAGCGCGUCACCACCGGCUGACUGUUCGGCGCCCGAGAGAAGCGCGUCACCACCGGCUGACUGUUCGGCGCCCGAGAGAAGCGCGUCACCACCGGCUGACUGUUCGGCGCCCGAGAGAAGCGCGUCACCACCGGCUGACUGUUCGGCGCCCGAGAGAAGCGCGUCACCACCGGCUGACUGUUCGGCGCCCGAGAGAAGCGCGUCACCACCGGCUGACUGUUCGGCGCCCGAGAGAAGCGCGUCACCACCGGCUGACUGUUCGGCGCCCGAGAGAAGCGCGUCACCACCGGCUGACUGUUCGGCGCCCGAGAGAAGCGCGUCACCACCGGCUGACUGUUCGGCGCCCGAGAGAAGCGCGUCACCACCGGCUGACUGUUCGGCGCCCGAGAGAAGCGCGUCACCACCGGCUGACUGUUCGGCGCCCGAGAGAAGCGCGUCACCACCGGCUGACUGUUCGGCGCCCGAGAGAAGCGCGUCACCACCGGCUGACUGUUCGGCGCCCGAGAGAAGCGCGUCACCACCGGCUGACUGUUCGGCGCCCGAGAGAAGCGCGUCACCACCGGCUGACUGUUCGGCGCCCGAGAGAAGCGCGUCACCACCGGCUGACUGUUCGGCGCCCGAGAGAAGCGCGUCACCACCGGCUGACUGUUCGGCGCCCGAGAGAAGCGCGUCACCACCGGCUGACUGUUCGGCGCCCGAGAGAAGCGCGUCACCACCGGCUGACUGUUCGGCGCCCGAGAGAAGCGCGUCACCAACGGCUGACUGUGCGGCGCCCGAGAGACACAGUGUGAACGAGGCUGACUGUGCGGCGCCCGAGAGACACAAUGAGAACGAGGCUGACUGUACGGCGACCGAGAGAGACAGUGUGACCGAGGCUGACAGUGUGACAGCCGGGAGACGCAGCCGUUCAAAAUCACCUAAAGGAAUGUCAAAUGCUGAUUCCUUAGCAGCUGCACGUGAAGAUAUACACCAUUCCAAGACUUUAGAAAGCCAUUAUGCAUUUAAUGAAAAUAUGAGUAAAUCAAAUGCAAGAAUAAUUGCUAACCUGAAUGAGCUCGGACAUAGUGAAGCUGGCAGCGUAGCGACAGACGAUACAGCAGAGAGCAGUACUGGAAUGUCAUCGGUUGAUUCAAUUUCAGAAGGCAAUGAAAGCGAAACUACUAUCGUGAAUAAACCCCAGAGAAAUAAUUCUGAUGGAAUCCUGAUCAAAAGUUCAUCUAAUACCUUCGAAGCUGCAAGCGAUCCAUCUGUGAAAAUAAAUGAUAAUCCCACGAACGAUGGAGGACGCCGGAUGAAGAAUAAGCGCAAACACAAGUCGAAGACUCGGCGCUAAGGUUAUAUUGGGUUAUGAUUUAUCUAAUUUUGCUUAAAUUCAUAUGUUGGACAAUAUUUUCACAAACCAAUGCCCACGCAUUAAAUCUUACAUUUAUGAUUCAUCGUGCGUUUGCCUUUACCGAGUGUAAAUUUACGCGACCGUUUGAAACUAAGAAAAUUUUUGUUCCAUUUUCCUUGGUGUGCUAGUAGAUUUUUAUCUCCGAAAAUAGGUAAAAAAGGCCUCAAUAAAUUGACGUAAUUGAUUGCAUUUAUUUAUUGCAGAAUUUAGUAGUUAGCUGGAAGCGUCGUUUAUUCGCUUGGAUAAUUAUACAAAUUCAGUAGAAAUUUUAAUUUGAUCGUUCAUGUCGCCUUCUAACAAGGAACCACGAACUUAAGAAAUUAUUCAUUUAAAUUCCGUAGUUGAUAGCACAAAUAUUCAGAUUCCGGACGAGUUUGAGUAAACAAGAACUAAAUUUUAAGCAAAUACUCUAUCAUCUUAAGCAGGAAUGCUAGAAUCAAACUAGGCAAUAUCAAUGUUCACAAGCACUAUUGGUAAGUAACAAUAAUUAAUCGCGUUCAAAUCUAGAAAUCAUGAUCGAAAUUUAUUUUGCGGUCCGUAACUUCACCAAUUUAUAAACUCACUCCAUCUUACUGCCGAUAGUCGAACCAAUUGUUCAGUUACGUCUCUUCCGACUGCACAGGGUGCUUGUGCACUGCAGCUCCCUCCGUGGCAAUGAGUGAGACUUCCAGGAACGAACUUACGAAGUGUGGCCUUCCCAUGUGGGGCGAGGGUGGAGGGGUGGCUGUCGAUUCGUGAGACACAGCCCGAGGCAUGAGCAGACUAGCUUCAUCUCUCUUUGCGUGCUGGUUUAUGCAGCUUCGCUCUAUUAAUCACGUAGCAAUGUAUUGCGUAGUAAUAGUUAACUUACUGACACUUUUCCAUUAGUGAACUUCUUAAUAGUUGAGUGUGUUAAAUCAAGUUCAAAUAUGACGUGUCACCGUGUGAUACUCAAUUACGAAAAAGUGGUAGAUAUCAUUCAGGAUAUUGUCAGGUACCAAAGCAAUUCGCACGGUAGUUUGUAAAAUCUUGCCCUGAAGGGUUCAAUUCUACCCCGAGGAAGUCAUGGGACAGGCUGUUCCUGAAUGUUACAACUCGCUCCUCGAUCAGUUAGGACGUGUCGAGGUUGUCGUCAUUCCCACCCCGCACAGCGGUGCUGACACUGGAUGUGAGACGUGGGUGGUGUCAUCCUCCGCGUAAUAUUGAUCGAUAGAUACCGGCCCACUUCAGCCACGGAGUUUUGAUACACAGUUAUACAGCAGACCAGUGAUUUUCUGUAAUUAGUUUAUUAGAAACCUUGAUUUUUGUAUUGUGAUUACAGCUACGUGUGUGCGUGUGACUAGUUAACCAAAUUCUACUUAUUGUUAUUGUGACGCAAACAUGUCAAGCAUUGCUGUGAUAGGACAGAGGUUGUCAAUAUAGUUAUCAUUAUUUUGAACGGUGAAAAUAAUUAACUUGGGAAUUUCAUUUUAUUCUCAGUCGCAGAAAAGGACUAAAAUUUGAGCUCCAGUCUCCAAUAUUAUGGCUCUCCCUCCGACUACUUAUAACCUGACCCUUAUAGGUGCGCCCAUGAUGGGACAGCCUAAUGUUUUUCACAGUAUUCCUGAUUUUAUUCAGUUUUCCAACACAACCAGAGUUCAGUUCUCAGAACACUUGAUCACCUCGGUCUUAAAUUCGACUGAAGAAACCAAUUUGCAGUCUAUCAUCGCACCUAUUCAAUCCCGAAUCUUCAACAUUUCUACAAAACAUUCGAAUAUUGUUAGUCGAAGAAGCUCACGAGGACAUCAUAAGCAGUCAUCAAUCACUAAGAGGUCACACAAUUCAAGGAAAGGUCGACCUAAGCCAGAGACGAGCUCAAAGGUUGCAACAACUUCAGCAGCGUUUACCACAGAGAGUACGACAGAUGCAGCAACGACUGAAGAAUUGGCCGCAGCUCUUGACUUAGAUGCCGGCCAUUUUCAACUGCCCAUUGAUAACAAUAAUUCAGUCCACCUUGGAGGACACGUGCCGAUCAUGGACACCCGCAGCCCGGAGCACGCAGAUCCUUUCGAGUCGAGUCGCGUGCGCGGUCCCAUAGCAGUUAAAAUUCUGAACGACUCAGAGCCUCCCGUGGUGGUGCAUCCGCGGAUGACUUUACAUAGCCCUUCUCCGGACGCCAUCAUGCAACUUCCGGUGUUGUGGACAGCGCUGAGUCUUGCUCUGGGCGUGGAGGUGCAGGGCGAGAUCGUGCGUGGACUGCCGUGCAUCAAGCGUCUAAACCAGCUCUUCUGCCGCAACGCCGGCACCUCUUAUCCUUCCGAAAACAUUGAAAGUUUCAUCGAUGAGAACAAAGCCCUCACUCGCAGGAUGUACGGUGACUUCCAGAGCGAAUUGGGACUGGGCGAGAUCGUUGAGAGUGCUAUUCGAUCCUUCCGCAUGGGAAGGUCUGUCGGGGACGAACCUUUACCGGCUCCACAAAACUCCACUGGCAUCUUCGCUAGUAACUUGAACGACAUUCUACUGAACCUCGAAGAGAAUAUUGAAGAUUUUCCUGGAGCUGACACCAUCUCGACGUACCUGGGUCCUGGUUUCUACAGCACCUUCUAUGACGAGGUCGUCAACAGGACACGUCGUCAGGCAGCUCCUGCAGGAGGCAAUAGAAGACCUAGUGUACCUAGUGUUCCUAACCCUCCCACCAGCACAUCUAACAGCAACAGACUUGACUCGUGCAACAGCAAGAUGGAGAUCGUCACCCCCUACUGGGCCAGCAACUCUGCUGGCAAGAUCCUCGCCAUCGUCAACCUCAGCGAGUUUUCUCAAGUCAUCCACCAGGAAGUUUGCACGAGAUCGUCAACGAAGCGUUGCAACGGCGACUGCGGUUGCGAGCAGAAGUACAAGUGGCAUCGAAUGCUCGCCUAUGAUCUGGAGAACGAGUGCAAAGGCAUCUUUGUCGACUGGUUCUUAUUCCCGUCUUGCUGCGUUUGUCGAUGUGACCCUUAGAAUCCCUGACGUCUUGACCCUUAGAAUUCCUGGCGUCUUGACCCUUAGAAUCCCUGGCGUCUUGACCCUUAGAAUCCCUGGCGUCUUGACCCUUAGAAUACUUGGCGUUUUGACCCUUAGAAUCCCUGACGUCUUGACCCUUAGAAUCCCUGACGUCUUGACCCUUAGAAUCCCUGACGUCUUGACCCUUAGUAUCCCUGGCGUCUUGACCCUUAGAAUCCCUGGCGUCUUGACCCUUAGAAUACUUGGCGUUUUGACCCUUAGAAUCCCUGGCGUCUUUACCCUUUAACCCCUUCUUUCUUGCCCCUUAGAAUCACUGGCGUCUUGACCCUUAGAAUCCCUGGCGUCUUGACCCUUAGAACCCCUUCUGUCUUGACCCUUAGAAUCCCUGGCGUCUUGACCCUUAGAAUCCCUUACGACUCGACCCUUAGAAUGCCUGACGUCUUGACCCUUAGAAUACCUGGCGUUUUGACCCUUAGAAUCCCUGGCGUCUUGACCCUUAGAACCCCUUCUGUCUUGACCCUUAGAAUCCCUGGCGUCUUGACCCUUAGAAUCUCUUACGACUCGACCCUUAGAAUCCCUUACGACUCGACCCAUAGAAUGCCUGACGUCUUGACCCUUAGAAUACCUGACGUCUUAACCGUUGUGUCUCUAUCCUCGCCCCGCUGACAGUUUCAAUUUUAAUGAAAAAAUUGUCUAUUGAUAAGUUAACCAUUAUAAUGAUGUUCGGAUCUGGUAACUAGAGUUACCAUCUGCAGACAACGUAUAAUAAGUAAUAACGCAUAAAAUUUCCAAUAUUAGGUAGGUACUCUUUACAUUGGAUUUUAAUUGAAUACUUAAGCCAUAAGAGUUAAUAAUUGUUAAAAUUUAUUAUAUUUUCAUGACAUUGAGACGAAUUCACAUUUGCCGAAUAGAAUUCAUAGUGAACAUUAGUAUGUAGUUUUUCUUUUUAAAUUGUUAAUUCCAAUUUGCCAAAAAUUGAGCGACUAUAAACUUACAAUUACGAAAUGGAAUAGACUUCAGAUUUCUUGUGCCUAAUUUUUUAAAACUUUCUGCUCUAUAAGUAACGGUUGCUUUUUGAGGUUUCUGAUCACUUGUGUAGUGUUUUCCUUUUGUCAUUCAUUCAACGCAUCGAAUAAUGCUUCUUUAAGUUGAGGUUCAAAGACUAAUUUGUAUCGAAAUGAUCUAUGCAACUUGUUCACUUCUAUGUGAUUGAAAGCAGUUCAUAAGUUUAUGGUUAUCACUGAUUUUCAUUCUUUAAUGAGAUUGGGUCUUAUUUCUUGAGAUUUAAAUAGAAAUUUAGAUGUGACUCAGAUUAAAUCGUUUUUAUUGUGAUCUAGAGAAAAUUCUAUGAAUUCCAGUUAAAUAUGAUUAAACUUCCACGUUAUUUACAGAGAAUUACUUAUCAAAAUUAGCAAAGUUAUUUUAAUGUAGCUUUAGAAUCGAUUUAAUUGCGAGUUACCUACUAGGGUAUUACCUACUUGACACUAGUUAUUUUAUGUUGCUUCUUCUGACAAUGCGUGUGGGUGUUUAUCAGGUAUAUAACUUUUUAUUUACUUAGAAGUUCCCAAAAAUAUUUGUAUCUUUUCAAUGUUGGUGUAACGAGUGCUGAAUUCAUUAUUUGAAAUUUCUGAUCAAUGUGUAGUUAUUGGAAUGAUUCGUUGAAAAUUCAUAAAGAUUGUGCAGAGUGUAAAAAGCUUGUUCUAUUAAUAAUUGAAAGCAAUAGAAAAAUUCUAUUAACUCGUUGUCUACCAACAAGUUACCAUAGAUUUAAGUUAAAAUUAGUUUAUUCACUUUCAACGAGGAAGGUAUUGAUAAAUCAAGCGUACUGUAAAUAACGAUCAAAGCUACAGUAUAUCCCCAUAUAGGUAUACACUGACUUCACUUGAAAGUCUCACAAGCACAUGAAGAACAAUCUUGUAGGACAACAUUAGCAACAUAGUGAUUCGCCAGAUUUGAUAACGUAUAAUUUUUUUAAUUUUUUUAUUUUUGUGACUGAUGAAAGCAUUGCAUCAAUGUGACUUGUUGAAUAAAAGAAAACUUUCCAUGUGCAUAUAUAUAAGAAUUUAGACGACGGUGGUAGGUUGUCUGAAUUGUCUACUAAUUAAGUAAGAUGUUAUAGGCCUGCGCGGACACCAUUGAGUGAGGAACAAUGUUACCGUUUUUAUGAUUGUUUCAACAGUAGAAUUGGUCACUGGUUAAUUUUUUGUUGUUCAAACUUCAAAAUCUGUAAUUUACUUGCCGGAGACCUAUGAAUAUAUACGCUGUGUAUUUUUUACUCUUAUACAAUAAAGGGACUAAAUUGAAACUUUAA
Messenger RNA from Hyalella azteca, 6941 nucleotides. RefSeq names its product protein spaetzle 3. NCBI's taxonomy places the organism in Eukaryota, Metazoa, Arthropoda, Malacostraca, Amphipoda, Hyalellidae. The record is from RefSeq and is a predicted model, not a curated record. The transcript is spliced from 6 exons. Gene Ontology annotation, biological process: central nervous system formation; regulation of Toll signaling pathway; innate immune response. Gene Ontology annotation, molecular function: Toll binding; growth factor activity. Gene Ontology annotation, cellular component: extracellular region. The coding region runs from base 3170 to 4627 and encodes 485 amino acids.